Messenger RNA from Gongylonema pulchrum, 468 nucleotides. Lineage: Eukaryota; Metazoa; Nematoda; Chromadorea; Rhabditida; Gongylonematidae. The record is from the annotation of a GenBank genome assembly.
AUGACAGGUAAAAAACGUGAAACAAAGGAAGAUCGCGAGAAAAAGGAACGAGAAGCGAAGAAGCAACAGGAAUUAGAUGAUAAAUACAAGAAAUGGAACAAAGGCCUACGACAGAUUGAAAGGCGAGUUGAAGAACUGAACGAAAUGGCGCGAGUUGCGCAAGAAGAUUUCGCACGUCAUGUGGACGAUGAAGCAAUGAAUGAGUAUAUGAAAAAGCAAUUGCUUGAGAAAGAUCCGAUGCUCAUAUAUAUGAAGAAGAAGAAGGAAAAGACAGAUUCGAAAAGUGGAGUCGUGUAUCCGAAGUAUACGAAAAGCUGGCCGCCAAAUCGUUUCAGCAUUGCACCUGGCUAUAGAUGGGAUGGUGUAAAUCGUUCCAAUGGUUUUGAGGAUAAAAUUGCCGAGGUCGCAAAUCGCAAAGCAGCACAAAACGCUGAAUAUUAUAAAGAUAUUGCAAAAUACGAAGUUUAG